UGAGCACCACCCCUGCACUCCUCUCUUCAACACCCUUCCCUGUCACUAGUUCCCACCCUCCGCGGGAGCUCCUGAGGGUCCUCUUUGCACACCUCCGUCUUGCCAGCCUCUGCUUUGCUCUUGAAGAAGAGAACCAGAAGGGCAUUGAGUUUGCCCUUCAGACACAGGGCCCUCUGGAAGGCUGGGAGCCUGGACCGGCAGAACAACACCCAUGUCAGAGCAAGAGAACUCUGGGGCAUGAAUGCCUCUGAAGGCCAGAGAUCAGGGUCAGCAGAAGUCAGAGGACCAGGGCCAUGGCUUGAUCACAUGUCAGCAUGCAGCCUUUCCCUGCCCCGCUGGCCCAUUUUUUUCCUCUCCUCACAGAAAGAAAAGCAACAGAAGCUGCUGGGCCCCAGGUGUACAUGCACUGAACUGGAUAUCACAGAGGAAAAUUCACAGAAAUAGAAAUACUGUAAGAAGAAUGAAGACUGAAGAAGCUGCCCUAAAUACAGCCAGUCUCUCUCCCCCAAAUGCCCCCUCCUGCAUUCGGAGAUGGAAUGCCUCCUCUCAACUUGGCUAAUUUCAUGCCGGGAAGGAGGGGCUCUUUCAGGUGCCCUAGACCCUCGCACCUGCGCCUGUCCGGCUCGGCCGGCGCUGCCCGCCUAGGCGGGCCCGCGUCGGGAUGGGGUAGGGCCAGCGCCAGUCCGGCGAUGGGCCGCCCCCUGGGCACCGAACAACCCCCCGAGGCCUGACCGACCACGAGGACCUGGCAGGAUCCCCGCCUGGAUGUUAAGCGGAUGCCUCCGGGCCCCUCGGCGAACUCGGUGGAAACCAUGGCUUCUUUGAUGCCUCUUUCCCCAUAUCUGAGUCCCACGGUCCUCCUGCUGGUCAGCUGUGACCUGGGCUUUGUGCGAGCAGACCGACCUCCCUCUCCUGUGAAUGUGACGGUUACUCAUCUCAGAGCCAACUCGGCCACUGUGUCCUGGGACGUCCCAGAAGGCAACAUCGUCAUUGGCUACUCCAUUUCCCAGCAACGACAGAAUGGCCCCGGGCAGCGUGUAAUCAGGGAGGUGAACACCACCACUAGGGCCUGUGCUCUUUGGGGCCUGGCUGAAGACAGUGACUACACCGUGCAGGUCAGGAGCAUCGGCCUCAGGGGAGAGAGUCCUCCUGGGCCCCGCGUACACUUCCGUACUCUCAAGGGUUCUGACAGGCUGCCCUCCAACAGCUCCAGCCCAGGAGACAUUACAGUGGAGGGUCUGGAUGGAGAGCGGCCAUUGCAGACUGGGGAAGUGGUCAUCAUCGUGGUGGUGUUGCUCAUGUGGGCUGCUGUGAUCGGGCUAUUCUGCCGUCAGUAUGACAUCAUCAAGGACAACGACUCCAACAACAACCCCAAGGAGAAGGGGAAGGGUCCUGAACAGAGUCCUCAGGGAAGGCCAGUGGGGACGAGACAGAAAAAGUCUCCUUCUAUCAACACCAUCGACGUUUGAGUGAACUGAGUGACUGAAGAACCAGAACCAGAAGAGAGAUGCACUGAUACUGGGGGGUGGGAUCAGGGAAGCCUAAGGUGGUGCUCUCUUUGAGACUCCCACAAGGCUGUGCACUCCCAGAAUCCCAGGCUGGUACCCAUCCUCUUUCCAUUGUGAGCAGGGCCAGAAGGUAGGUCUGUUAGAAUCUGUACCCCUGGACCUGGGAGUGGAUAUCAAAUGGAACAUCUCCUAUCCCCCAGGUCCAGGGGAGUCAUUUAUUCGACCCUAUCCCUAUAGGUCCCAAAUAGGGGCCCCAUCUCACCUGCAUCAGGACUAUUGGCAUCCUCUAGCUGCCCCUACAGCUUGCCUCUGGGCCUCAGAGAGGGCUGUUUCUGUCUGUAUUGCCCUCUUCCACAGAGGAAGAGGAAGCAUCUGGGCCUCGAGGCAGAUGCCACACUGCACUACUCCAAUGUCUUCCACGGAGCCUCAGGUGCUCCCCCCUCACCUGGCAGUCCCUCCAGCUGCUGGUGAUAUCACCCCUGGGACAUUUUUCCAAUAAAGGUUCUUGGACAAACCGGAAA
This is a messenger RNA of Arvicola amphibius (Eurasian water vole), 2029 nucleotides long. RefSeq names its product fibronectin type III domain containing 4 (gene Fndc4). NCBI's taxonomy places the organism in Eukaryota, Metazoa, Chordata, Mammalia, Rodentia, Cricetidae. The coding region runs from base 777 to 1469 and encodes 230 amino acids. The transcript is spliced from 9 exons. Gene Ontology annotation, molecular function: protein binding. The record is from RefSeq and is a predicted model, not a curated record.